AUGUCGUGUUCGCAUGAGCAUCACGGCCACACGCAUGACGAUGGCGACCAUGCCAAGCCGGGCGAGGGCACGCAAGAUUUGCUGUAUGGAUCGAUUGACCGCAGCCAAGUGAACGCGCUCAACGAGCUGGUGACGGGGAGUGCAGCCGGCAUUAUCAAGCCGUACGAUGCACGCAUGGACGAGACGUGCGUGCUGGAGUCGGAUGUAGACGACGAGCUGCUCAUCACCGUGCCGUUUGCAGGGAGCGUGAAGCUGCGUGCACUGCUGCUGCGUGGAGGACCGGCCAAAAAAACGCCGCGCGCUAUUCAUCUAUACAAAAAUGUCGAGUCGCUUGGCUUUGACGACGCUUCGGGCGGAUCGCCACCGGCGACGCAGAAACUCGAGUCGAUUCCUGCAACGUCCGAGCUCGUCGAGAUUCCGCUGCUCGCGGCGCGCUUUCCCGACGUACAGAGCGUCACGCUGUACAUCCCCGGCGCUCUGGGCGGCGAGCAAGGCGAGCCCGAUCCGCGCACACGGAUCUCGUUCCUUGGCUUCCGCGGCGAGCCGCUUGCUAAGCAGCGGGGCGGGCCGCAGCAGAUUGUGUACGAGGCGGCGCCGAGCGUUGCCGACCACACCAAGCGUGUGCAUUUGCUGUAUUUCACCGUGGUCAUCCUGAUUGCAUCCGGCAUCUUUUAUGGGUCUAGCAGCAAAGGCAAUCACAUCGACUAUGUCGAUUGCCUGUUCCUGACGACGUCUGCCAUGACCGUGACGGGCCUUGUGACGCUGCCCAUUAGCCAGACGUCUUUGGGUCAGCAAAUCAUUUUGUUCAUCCUCAUGGUGAUCGGCAACCUUGUGUUGAAUAGCCUCGUGAUUGUGCUCCUGCGCAGGCACUUUUUCAGCCGGAAAUUCCGCAGCCUCAUGGCGCAGAAUGCGUCAGCGCGGCAGCACAUGCUCGACGUCGAGCAGCAAGUCCAGCGCGAGCACCACCAGGACAUGGAAAAGGUGCUGCGUUUUUUCGGCAAGCACGAAGAGGAUAUUCUUCCUUCCGAGCCAAAACCCAAGCCCGGCAAGAACAAGAAGAAAAAGUUGACCGUGGGUAUGGUCCACCGCAUCGACGAGCCGGCGCGGCAAGUGAAUCCGACCGGGCAUAUGACGACCAUGGUCGCCGAUCGUGUGACGGACGAAGCACCGGUGCACGAAACCUCAGCGCACACGCCCCAGGGUACUCAGGGCACCGCGGCGCUCCACGGCAUCCUGCACAAUACCGAAACUACAGACGAGUACGGCGUGCCUGUGCACAGUUCGCGCGAGCAGCGCGGCGUGCGCAUUGAGGAGCCCAAUGCCCGUAGCAUUGCGUUUGAGCACGGACCGAGCGUGCGCAUCGACGCGCCCAACGACACGACACUGGCGCGCCGCUUGUCGGACAGCGCGCCGCGCCGCCGCAACCUCACAUUUUCCCGGGCGCAGACCAUGGCGAAUGUCGAGAGCGAGCCGCAAAGCUGCACUGCGUCGCCGCUGCGCGACGACGACCGAGAGAUGGUGCGCUCGCAGACCAUGAGCGCGCUCCCACUCCGCGCACGCACGCUCUCGUUUGCCAUGACCGACCCCGAGAAGGAACAAGCGCUGCCGGACCCGCGACUUGCGCUGCACCGCACCAUGACCAAGAACAUGAACAAAGGCCUGGGUGGGUUUCCCACACCCAUAGAGCUUGUGCUUGGGCUUAUGGAAAUGGUCCACGUCCGCCGCAAACUUCGCGUCGCACGCACCACGACGAUGGCAUCCACAAAUCUCAGCCGGAUGCAUGCGGUGGAGACGUUUGACGGCGAGUAUGUCAAGCCAGCACCGUACCUCACAUUUGACGCGCGCGUCUCGGGCAACUCCCAUUUCCACAACCUCAGCGCCGCGCAGCGGCAAGAGCUCGGCGGCGUUGAGUACCGUGCGCUGGAUGUGCUUGCGUGGCUCAUUCCCUGCUACUGGCUCUUUUGGGUCGCGCUUUGUCUCUUGAUCGGCACGCCGUACAUGGCGAGCAAGUCCGCGCAGCGCUUCCGCGACCAGAUUGAGGGGCAAGAGCGCCCGCCCCGCAGCUCCUCGUGGUUCUGGGUCUUCAAUACCGUGUCGGCAAUGACGAAUUUGGGCAUGUCGCUUUCGGAUAGCAGUAUGGCAGCGGGGUUCCAGAAUGCGUACCUGCUCCUGAUUCCCAUGAUGGUGCUCAUCCUUGUGGGAAACACCGCGUACCCCGUCAUGCUCCGCUUUGUGAUUUGGAUUGCGUCCAAGUUGACGAGAAAGGCGUCGCGCACGUACGAAACGCUCCAAUUCUUGCUCGACCAUCCCCGCCGCUGCUUUGUCUACCUUUUCCCUCGGGAAAAUACGUGGUUCCUCUUUGCGCUGCUGGUCGCGGUCAAUAUCGGCGACUGGUUCUUCAUCAUGAUCCUCGACCUGAGCGAACGCAAAAAGGCUUUUUCCACCGGCGCCUGGGUCCUGGACGCCCUCUUCCAGUCGAUUGCCACUCGCUCUGCUGGAUUCCAGACGCUGGACAUCUUGAGUCUGUCGCCCGCAGAGCAGAUGCUGCAGGUCUUCCUCAUGUACCUUGCCGUAUUCCCGCUCACCAUGGCAGUCCGCUCGACCAACGUGUACGAAGAAGGCAGCUUGGGCAUUUACGAGCCCAAAACAGACGCCGGCAGCCAGACGCGCGGCAGCGAUGGCGACGCUGUCUGGGGACGCUUUCUGUCAGAGCAGAUGCGGCGCCAGGUCGCAUACGAUCUCUGGUGGAUUGCGCUGGCCAUUUGGAUCGUGUGCAUUGCCGAGAAGAGCAAACUGCAAGAUAACGAGACCUAUCCCUACAUUUCUAUAUUUACCGUCAUCUACGAGCUUGUCUCGGCAUACGGUACGGUCGGGAUAAGCACAGGGUCGCCGCCGCGCUCUGCCUCGCUCUCUGCCGACUUUACCGUCGUUUCCAAGCUGGUCGUAUGCGCCGUCAUGCUCCGUGGACGCCAUCGCGGCCUUCCCGGCGCAAUCGACCGCGCCAUUUUGCUCCCGAGCGAAAUCUCAGCCUACGACCAGACACACGACUCUUUGCACCGCGAACUCGACCCCGUGUUUACGAAUGCAGAGGCGAUUGUGCCGCUCCGAGAGGCGCCGCUGCCAAGCGCGACUGCACCCAUGCCCGACAAGCGCGACGCCAAGGAUGCACCGACUGGCCCCCACCCACAUUUUUGUACAUCCCCCGAACCCACCUCCCCUACGCUCGGCCCGCACCCGCCCUCCAUCCAUUCGCUGUAG
Molecule: messenger RNA, 3258 nt
Organism: Malassezia vespertilionis
Lineage: Eukaryota; Fungi; Basidiomycota; Malasseziomycetes; Malasseziales; Malasseziaceae
Exons: 4
Coding region: 1-3258 (1085 amino acids)
Biological process (GO): potassium ion import across plasma membrane; intracellular potassium ion homeostasis
Cellular component (GO): plasma membrane
Molecular function (GO): high-affinity potassium ion transmembrane transporter activity
Source: RefSeq, a predicted model, not a curated record